Pedinophyceae sp. YPF-701 is the source of this 213-nucleotide messenger RNA. Lineage: Eukaryota; Viridiplantae; Chlorophyta; Pedinophyceae. The record is from the annotation of a GenBank genome assembly.
AUGGCCAGUGAAGUGCAGCUGAGGGUGGUGAUGACGUGCAGCGGGUGCUCGGGGGCCGUCACCCGGGUGCUGAACAAGAUGGAGAACGUGUCGUCCGUCGACGCCGACCUCGACACGCAGCUCGUCACGGUCAAGGGCACGAACCUGGACCCCGCGGAGAUCCUCGCAAAGGUCCAGAAAACGGGCAAGGCGGCCGAGCUCGUCAACUCCUAG